Zeugodacus cucurbitae (melon fly) is the source of this 2090-nucleotide messenger RNA. RefSeq names its product retinol dehydrogenase 12. The record is from RefSeq and is a predicted model, not a curated record. Bases 920 to 1966 code for a protein of 348 amino acids. The transcript has a single exon. NCBI's taxonomy places the organism in Eukaryota, Metazoa, Arthropoda, Insecta, Diptera, Tephritidae.
GCCGCUUGUAGGGUACACCGCCUCAGCAUUGACCAAUUUCUGCUGCUGCAGCGAUAUUUGGAGUGCCUGCAUUCGGACCGAUUGCAACGAAGCUAUCUCUUUUUGUUACGUUCAUUCAUAACCGGUUUUCAUGCACACCCAUAUAUGAGUAUGCAAGCCUAUGAAGAUACUAGUAGGCAACACUGUUUGUUCUCGGCGAGGAAGUUCAUGGCGAACCGGUUGCCAGCUUUGAUCUUGCAGGGGCACAGGGGUUUACUUACAAGCACGCAAGUGGCUAAUAUUACCGCAGCUGGUCUGACUGGAAUACAAAGCAGCAAAGCGUACUUCGCUUUGGCAGCGCUGCUGCUGCAUGUAGUCUCGUUUCAUGCUGCCAACGGUGCUCAAAACAGCUCUACCUCACAAAUUUGCGUGUUUGAAGUUCUGAAGCUAGCCGAGCUCAAAGUUCUUUGAAGCGGCUUACAGUAUUUUUGCUUGAGCGCUCUAUCUACUUGUUGUGCCAGUAUGUGUGUGUGGAUCUGAAAAUGGUCGCCCUUAAUGCGUCGCUGUUUACACGCCACAUUUAGCAGCCGCUGCAGCGGAAGCCAGCUGUAUUUUCGAAAGCCGCCCGAAGUAAUUGGGCUAUCGCUUACCUUGUGUAUGUCUGUUUAUGGGAACCGUAACUUUCACUGUUGCCGAAAAACAUGCAGCCGCUAGAGCUAAGCUUACUGCGCUUGAGCAGCACACACACGUUAUGUUGACUUGUCAGGUUAAUAUUUAUCAGCGAGCGAGGAGAACGCGCAUCGCUGUCAGUGUUGGAGAUUUGUGACUUGGAAGUCAGUUUAAGCCCGUCGCUGAAGACGCAAAGUCUGCGCGUUGAACAAAUAAAGCUAUUUUGCUACGAAGUGUAUACAUAUUGCCAUAAAGACGUUCCGAUUAUAAUAUGUCAGAUAACGAAGAAGAGAAACUGUGUUUCCAUGGCAUUUGGGCACGGCUUCUGCCCAUCCUGCUUAUCGCCUUAGUCGCUGCGUUUUUUCUAUGGCUGCUGCGCAAGUGCGUACAGGGUCCGCGUUAUCGCAAAGAGAACCGCAUUGAUGGUAAGGUUGUAAUUGUGACCGGCUGCAACACGGGCAUCGGCAAGGCGACCGCCUUGGAGUUGGCGCGUCGGGGUGGACGCAUUUAUAUGGCCUGUCGCGAUGCGGUGCGCUGCGAGGCGGCGCGUUUGGAGAUUGUUGAGCGCACUGGCAACCAGCAUGUCUACAAUCGUACAUUGGAUCUGGCAUCGCUGGCAUCCGUGCGUCAAUUUGCCACACGCUUUCUAGGCGAGGAGCAACGUUUGGACAUUCUGGUGAACAAUGCGGGUAUCAUGGCCACGCCUCGCAAACUCACUGCUGAUGGCUUCGAACAGCAGUUAGGCGUGAAUCAUCUUGGACACUUUCUGCUUACAAAUCUAUUAUUGGAGCGUCUUAAAGCGUCGGCGCCAAGUCGCAUUGUGGUCGUCAGCUCAGCCAUGUAUAUUUUUGGACGCAUCAAACGCAAUGAUCUGAACAGUGAACGCCACUACUCGAGCUUCUUCGGCGCCUACGCGCAAAGCAAGUUGGCUAAUGUGUUGUUUACUUGCAAACUGGCGGAGCUUCUGCGCGAUACUGGCGUAACGGUGAACUGUUGUCAUCCCGGUGUGGUGCGCACGGAAUUGGUGCGACACAUCAAAUUCCCAGGCUUCGGUUUGCUGCAUUACUUGGUGCAGUUCCUGUGGAAGUCGCCGAAGGAUGGCGCACAGACACAACUUCGCCUGGCGCUUGAUCCAGCACUGGAGCAGAGCAGUGGCGAUUACUACAGCGACUCAAUGCGUUGGCCGUUGCUGCCGUGGGCGAAGAACAAAGACACAGUCGACUGGCUAUGGACGGAAAGCGAAAAACUGGUGGGACUCAAAGCAAGCGCGAAGAGCGACGAAGUGGAGGUGGUGACAGUCAACGGCUCGCAGCCUUAGUGAUUUAAAAUGCUGAACUAUUUAUACGUACAUAUAUAAGUAUAUGUUUUGCGUUUUUUUAUAUGUAAGCCAACUAUCAGUGUAGUGAAUACAAUAAAAGUUUCUCAAAAACAAUAACACGAAA